UGAAGGACGCCGCGCUCAUCUAGUCAUUAUGGGUUAACGAUGGCCACAAUCAUGUAGUAGUCCAUGAUGAGGUAAACUUUCAAGUCCAAAAAAGUCUGGUCGACACCUGUUCUGUACCAGCCAUAUUUGGUGGGUGUUUCGUAAAUGCUUGUCUUGGUUGUUGCUCAGGAUAAGCCUUCUGUUCCACCGAUCGCGCAGUGGGGCAACACAUCUGACACAUAAUGCAUAACCGCCGGCAUGUUGUCCAUCACGUCAUGCUGUGUCGUGGCUAUUGCGUCAUGCUGUGUUGUGUUGUAUGGCGACCUUGGCGUUAUGACACUUCUAUCGCGACUCCACUGGCAGAACUGGAGAUGUUCGCAUCAACGUGUUCGCGUUUUCUCAUUAUACAAUCAAAUACGAAGAACAAACGGGGUGAACUUGUCAAUGAUUGCUAGGAAAUCAAACUCGGAAUCGAUCUUGUCAACUGAAUGUACAAACCUAAGGAUAACAGUAUUAGCUUCGUCGAAGAGUUACACGGUACAGAACGGAUCAGACAGCAGCACGCCGUGCCAGUCCAAACUUACCUUUACCUUUCUAUCCGCGCUCCAUUUACUCCCCUCGUACAACGACCGCCUCGGCGGUCCGAGUAUUUGUAUAUCCACGCGACAGGCCUACAUACAAACGAGCAGUAUCAGAAACGGCCCCGUGGAGUAGUAGACUCGUGCACCUAAAACGGCCGGCAGGAACGGCGGACCAGUGGAGUCAAACCUCCACUGGGGCAUUUGCAGAGUCGGAGACACGGUGGGGGACA
This is a messenger RNA of Suillus plorans, 790 nucleotides long. RefSeq lists its product as uncharacterized. Bases 238 to 693 code for a protein of 151 amino acids. The record is from RefSeq and is a predicted model, not a curated record. Lineage: Eukaryota; Fungi; Basidiomycota; Agaricomycetes; Boletales; Suillaceae. The transcript is spliced from 2 exons.